ACCAGCCACUAACUUCGACAGUUCCUGAGAGUUUUUUCAGGAAGUGAAGAAGCAAAUCGGGCAGCUUCUGUAUUUCAGCGACAGGGAAUAAAGAAAGAACUGAAGUGUGAGCGGACUCCAUACCGAAGCGCUGGAAAUGCUCUCUCUCCGGGUUUGUCUCUGCAUGGUCCUGUUGUCCGUCUCAGUCCGGGGAUACAAGUAUUCACACAAUAAUUGGUCAAUGUCCGGCGCUGAUGUGGUCUCUGCGGUGGAAGGAGCCUCCGCUGUGUUACCGUGUACUUUCACCCACCCACCCACUGACCUCGUCCCUUCCGGCACCGUGAUCUGGUUCAGGGAGAAACCAGGUGGUAAAAAACCGGUAUUUCGCUGCUCAUAUCCCGGUUCCGGCCGCUCCGGGUGCGAUACAACAACACUGAAGACUGGAGGAGGGCGGUUCGGAUUCGUGGGGAACCUCAGGCAGAGAGAUGCCUCGAUAAUGGUGCAGCGUCUGAACCGGAGUGACGGUGGUCGGUAUUGGUGCCGGGUGGAGCUCAAUAUUGAUAACUUUCAAACGCCGGUUCUAACAAAUCUGUCUGUGAGAGCUCCCGGCGAGAGCGUCUCUGUGAUGACUGGAACCAAGGGAGCUUCGGUCACGUUACCCUGUGAGUUCACACGGCCUCCGCAGAGCCUCACCGCACACACGGUGACGUGGAUGAGGAAGGAUCCCUACCGACACAUCGUCACAUUCAGGCGUUAUGAAAAUGGAUCGUGGGCAGCGGAAAACGGAGUGACUCGGUACGAGCUCGUCGGGGACCCAGAGCGAGGAAACAUCUCGAUCAGGAUAAAGCAGCUGAGUGUGGAGGACAGUCACAGCUACCUGUGUCUGGCUGAGUUCAGGAAAAAGAGCCAUGAUUAUUCAUUCUACAGAGGCCAAGUCACACCCCCAUUUAUCUACGUGUUCCAGAGUGAGAUCCAGCUGCAGGUCAGACUAGGUCAGAAACCAUUGACACAUUCUGCAGGGUAUGGGGAAGGUUUUGGGAGUUGGGGGGGGGGAGUGAAAUGAAGCCUGCUACCAUUAUCCUUUCUCUAAUCAAUCCCCACCCCAGGUUUAUCAUCUGUCCCUGAGUGAGAUCUGACUGUAGGUCAGACCCGGAAAAGAACCCAUUGUAUUAUGUGUCCAGACUCUGGGGCUGAGUGUUAUGUCAGCCACUCCCAGCCUCAGCUGGUGAUGAGUUCCGUUUCCCCACCACAUCUCCAUCUCAGACGGUCCUUCACACAGGGUGGCCCCCAGACCUUCAACGGGCCCCCGGUCGGGGCCUUGCCUGAGCCUGGGAGGAAUGAGUGGAUUCUAACGGAGGAUCAGGAAGCUUCCCAGAGAAGAUACACACUCAACGUUUCAGGAAGAGCUUCUUCCUUUCUGCCGUCAGGUUUCUGAAUGGACAGUCAGAAAAGUGAGGACCAACUCACUCUUUUUUCUUUUUUCUCUAUUUUUGUGCUACUUAUUUAAUUUUAAAUUAUACAUGUAGAUAUAUAUUUCUUAUUGUAAUUUACAGUUUUUUAUAAAUAUGCAUUGCAAUGU
Messenger RNA from Mobula hypostoma (lesser devil ray), 1558 nucleotides. RefSeq lists its product as uncharacterized. Gene Ontology annotation, cellular component: plasma membrane. Gene Ontology annotation, biological process: regulation of actin cytoskeleton organization; regulation of osteoclast development; regulation of bone resorption. The record is from RefSeq and is a predicted model, not a curated record. NCBI's taxonomy places the organism in Eukaryota, Metazoa, Chordata, Chondrichthyes, Myliobatiformes, Myliobatidae. The transcript is spliced from 3 exons. Bases 137 to 1042 code for a protein of 301 amino acids.